AGAGGAGGGCCAAUCUUGUAUUGGUUGCUCGAAGAGAGAAUAGGCUCCGAGGGAUUGGUGAGAAUGCUGGACGGCUGGGCGCAAGUCACGUGAUGAUAACUGCUGCUGAUGUUGUCAAGGAAGAUGAUUGUAGGAGGUUCAUCAAUGAGACCAUAAACUUUUAUGGGCGUGUGGAUCAUCUAGUAAAUACAGUCAGUCUGGGACAUACUUUCUACUUUGAGGAAGCCAACGAUUCAUCUGUGUUUCCCAUUUUGAUGGACAUAAACUUUUGGGGAAAUGUGUAUCCUACAUACGUUGCUCUUCCAUACCUGCGACAACACCAUGGUCGAAUCAUCGUUAACGCUUCAGUUGAUAGCUGGCUACCUUUGCCAAGAAUGAGCUUAUAUUCUGGGAAAAUUCAUGCUAGAGGAAGGUGCAGAGAUGCAAUGGAAAGAAGAAAGAGAAGUUCAUGUGCCUGGUGAUCCAGUGGAGGAGUUUGCGAGGUUAAUCGUUUCUGGGGCAUGCCGAGGAGAUGCUUACGUGAAGGUCCCGAGCUGGUAUAACAUAUUCCUUCUAUAUAGGGCGUUUGCACCAAAUGUUCUGAAUUGGACAUUUCGCUUGCUUUUUGCGGAUCACCCUGCAAGAAAAACUUCCUUCAUUGGCACGGGCAAGCCUCUUCUGGAGUCACCCACUUCUAAGAAACCUAUUACGAGUCCCUAUACAUUCGCCCAAGUCGCUCUUCAACAGCAGCAGAAAAUGGAGUAGAGAUGUCACGUACCUGGAUUUUGCAUUUGUUAAUGUUAAUUUGUUUUCUGUUGGGCUUGUGAACUUUUGUCAUAAACCAUUGUGAGAGUGCAUAGAACAAUUCAAUAGGUUGCUCAGAAGAACUUUGGCUGUAGUUUCUAAAUAUGGAUCUUUUCAAUUAAUUGUAAAAUGAAUUGGAAAAAAAAUUAAUCGUAAAACCAG
Ilex paraguariensis (yerba mate) is the source of this 945-nucleotide messenger RNA. NCBI's taxonomy places the organism in Eukaryota, Viridiplantae, Streptophyta, Magnoliopsida, Aquifoliales, Aquifoliaceae. The record is from the annotation of a GenBank genome assembly.